AUGGCUGCAGAGGAACCGAGAGUCCGGACGUUCGUGCGAGUCAAACCAACAGCUGAUUUUGCUCAGGAUAUCAUCAACUUUGGGCCAGACAACAAGACCAUCAGGAUAUUAAUCAAGAAAGAUGCCAGGGCAGGGGCUGUGAACAACCAUCGGACGGGCUGGUCCUUCCGGCUGGACGGGGUCCUGCACAACACCUCCCAGGAGCUGGCCUACCAGGCCCUGGCUGAGAAAUUAGUCUCCCAAGCUCUAACUGGCUAUAAUGGAACCAUCAUGUGCUAUGGACAAACAGGGGCUGGAAAAACUUACACCACGAUGGGACCAACCACUGAGCACAAACAGCGAGGGAUCAUCCCCAGGGCUCUGGAGCAGGUCUUCAAAGCAACUGCCCAGUCUGUGGAACCUGUUAUCACUGUCCAAAUUUCCUACCUGGAGAUCUACAAUGAGACCAUGUUUGACCUCCUGUCCUCUGUGGCCAGCCCUGGGGCUGGUGGCAUCCAGCUGACUGUGGCAGAUUGUCCAGGGGGUGUUUAUGUCAAGGGCUUGUCUGUCCAUCCCGUGAGCCACGAGGAGGAUGCUCUGAGUCUGCUCUUUAAGGGUGAGACCAACAGGGUGGUAGCAGAGCACUCUCUGAACAGGAAUUCCUCCAGGUCCCACUGCAUCUUCACCAUCUACCUUGAGUCUCAUUUCACAGGUUUCUCAGAUGGCAAAUGUAUUAGUUCUAAAAUCAACUUGAUAGAUCUGGCAGGAUCUGAGAGGCUGAGCAAGACUGGAUCUGAAGGACAAUUGCUGAAGGAGGCCACCUACAUCAACAAGUCUCUGUCGUUCCUGGAGCAGAUCAUCAUUGCCCUGGGUGACCCCAAGAGGGAGCACAUCCCCUACAGGCAGAGCAAACUCACCCACGUCCUGAAGGAUGCACUAGGAGGAACCUGCAAUACUGUCCUGGUGGCAAAUAUCUGUGGGGAAGCUGAGCAUGUGGAAGAGACUUUGUCUUCUCUUCGUUUUGCUACCAGAAUGAAAGGGAUCAACUCAGAGCCACUCAUCAGGGAGAGCUACAGCCAAGAGGGAACAGUGAAGGCCAUGGAGAAGGAGAUUCUUCUGCUGAAACAGGAGCUGGCUGUGCAUGACAGCUUGGCCAAUCGCUCCUGGGUGACCCACACCCCCCUGCCUGCCCCCCAGGUUGCAGAGAUCAGGUCUCAAGUCCAGAAAUACCUCGAUGGAGACAUUGAUGAGAUUGAUAUUCUGAACGUCAGGCAAGUCCAGGAGGUGUUCAAGCAGUUCAAGCUGAUUGCAAGCCAACAGGAGGAUGACGUGGAGACCAGAUUCCGGAGCCAGUACAUUCUGAUAGACAGAAAUGACUUUGUUGCUGUUUCUGCUCUUCAGCAGGCUGGUGUGGUUGAUAUGGAGGGUCACGUGUUGGAGGAAGAGGAUGAAGAGGAUCUGGAAAGUCCACCUUCUGAUUUUUCAUCCAGACAAAGUGAGAGGAGGAGGUCCAGGAGACCCAGUGAGCUGUCCAGGAGGACAGGACCCAGGAACUCUGUGUUUGGGAGAGAGAUGGCUGGUCUGCUACCAUUAAGAAGUCUGCUAGAACCUUCCACCAAAGAUGUGGAUGAAGAAGAAGAAGAGGAAACAUGGAACGAAGACACAGCAGAUCCUGAGGCAGAGGUCUCCACUCCAGCUCCUGUGGAGCUUCCCCAGAGGCCCAGGUCCCCCCCGCCCGAGCCGGUGGCGUUCGAGCUGUUCAAGGAGGAGUGUGGAAGGGAGAUGAACCAGAUCUUCAAAGAGAACAAAAGCAUCCUCCUGGCCAGGAAGAAGACAAGCAGUGAAGUCGUGCAGAAGAUCAGUUUCAUCAAGAGGGAGAUGGAGAGCACCAAAGAGGCCCUGGAGGCUCAUAAGCAGGAGCGGCUGCAAAAUGGAGAGCAUGUUGAUGAGAAAGGCCAGAUCAUUUCUGAUGAGGAGGGGUUUGUACUCACCACAAAGCUGAAGGACCUGAAGGAAGAGUACAGGUCUGGCUGUGCUGAGCUGCAGAAGCUGAAGGCAGAGAUCCAGAACUUGCAGGAGGUGGUGGAUCAGUGCAGGAAAAGACUCAUCUCAGAGUUUGAGAUCUGGUACAGGGAGUCCUUCCUCAUCCCCAAGGAUGUGCAGGAAGCUCUGAAGCCUGGUGGCAACAUCAGACCUGGAAUGAUUCCUAUCAACAGAGUCAUGUGCCUGGAGGAAGAUGAUCAGGAGAGGUAUGAGAAGCUGCAGGAGACCACACUGCCCGAUGGCCCAGCUUCUGUCUCCUUCUACAGGGCAAAAAUGAAGACAGAUCAAAAGCGCACGUUCACCAGAGCCACCUCCUCCCUCAAGCAAAUGCACAAGAAGCCCGGGCUCCUCACACCUGCUGGGAAGAAGAAUAAAAGUGCCCUUUCUGCAGGGCAUGUAUCAGGUGUGAGCUCAGUCUGA
Messenger RNA from Chaetura pelagica (chimney swift), 2442 nucleotides. It is a transcript of the gene KIF9, whose product is annotated as kinesin family member 9. Bases 1 to 2442 code for a protein of 813 amino acids. The record is from RefSeq and is a predicted model, not a curated record. Gene Ontology annotation, molecular function: ATP binding; microtubule motor activity; microtubule binding. The transcript has 20 exons. Gene Ontology annotation, cellular component: microtubule; kinesin complex. Gene Ontology annotation, biological process: microtubule-based movement. NCBI's taxonomy places the organism in Eukaryota, Metazoa, Chordata, Aves, Apodiformes, Apodidae.